GCAUGCUAAUUCCUAACAUUAAACUUCAAAAGAAGAGUGAGACACAAAGCCAAAACUUCAUUAAUUUAGCAUAAUGGAGGAAGUGGUGGAAAUGGAAAUAGUGAAAAAACAGAGUUCUCCAACCAUUUCAACUUCACCACUUCAACUUAAUCAUCAAAUACAUUCUCCUAAUAAUUCAAUGAGCUUUCCCAAAAGUCCUUUUGGUUCUCGUUUUAUGAACACUCCUUUAGCUAGUCCAAUGAAGAAAGCCAUUGAAAACAUCUUUGAAGAAGUUGGUCACUUCACCAAGUUUGAUCCACAAGAUGAUUGGCUUCCAAUCACUGCUUGUAGGAAAGGAAACGCUUACUAUGCUGCUUUUCAUUUGCUUUGUUCAGGAAUUGGAUUUCAAGCACUUGUUCUUCCCUUGGCCUUUACCAUUCUUGGCUGGAGUUUGGGAAUAAUAUGUCUGUGUGUGGCUUUCAUAUGGCAGCUAUACACAUUAUGGUUACUCAUUCAGCUUCACGAAUCGGACUCAGGUGUUCGUCAUAGCAGAUACCUCAAACUUGCUAUGGCAGCAUUUGGAGAAAAGCUAGGAAAAAUACUGGCACUCUUCCCUAUCCAGUAUUUAUCUGCUGGAACAUGUGUGACACUGAUUAUGAUUGGAGGUGGCACAAUGAAGAUUUUCUUUCACAUUAUGUGUGGAGAUUCAUGCAGUUUAUAUAAACUCAAAACCAUAGAGUGGUAUUUGGUAUUUACUGUGGCUGCCAUUUUGCUUGCUCAGCUUCCAAACCUUAAUUCAAUUGCAGGGGUUUCUCUGAUAGGAGCUAUCACAGCUGUUAGUUACUGUACUAUGAUAUGGAUUGUGUCUGUAUACCAGGGUAGGUUACCUAAUGUGUCCUAUGAACCACCAAGGGGACAAUCACAGGCUACAAGGAUUUUUAGUGUUUUGAAUGCACUUGGCAUUAUUGCCUUUGCUUUUAGAGGUCACAAUCUUGUACUAGAAAUACAGGGAACUAUUAGUUCAGAUUCUAAGAAUCCAUCACGAUUGGCAAUGUGGAAAGGGGUUAUGUUUGCUUAUCUAGUCAUUGCCUUUUGUUUGUUUCCCCUAGCCAUUGGAGGAUAUUGGGCCUAUGGAAAUUUAAUACCUUCCAAUGGAGGAAUGCUAAGUGCUUUACAGAAAUACCAUGAACAUGAUACAUCAAAGUUUAUCAUCGCUUUGACAAGCUUGCUGGUUGUGAUCAACAGCCUCAGUUCCUUCCAAAUUUAUGCAAUGCCUGUAUUUGACAAUCUAGAAUUCAGAUACACCAGCAAAUGGAACAAACCUUGCCCGAGGUGGCUGCGAAUAGCCUUCAGAGGUCUCUUCGGCUGCCUGGCGUUUUUCAUUUCUGUAGCUUUACCAUUCUUGCCAAGCUUAGCAGGCCUCAUUGGAGGUAUCGCUCUGCCAAUAACCUUAGCUUAUCCCUGUUUCAUGUGGAUAGUGAUUAAGAAACCAAAAAAGUGUAGCACAACUUGGUACCUAAACUGGACGCUCGGAGCAGUUGGGAUGAUUCUAAGUGUACUAGUUGUAACGGGAGCCAUUUGGAGCAUGGUAGCUAUAGGCAUCCCGAUCCACUUCUUCAAUCCAUAGUAGUAACAUUAAAUUAUACUAUUCUCUAUCAGUACCCUGUAAGUUUUAUUUUUCUUUCAAUUGUAAC
Messenger RNA from Trifolium pratense (red clover), 1673 nucleotides. Its product is annotated as lysine histidine transporter-like 8. Gene Ontology annotation, cellular component: plasma membrane. Bases 74 to 1606 code for a protein of 510 amino acids. Lineage: Eukaryota; Viridiplantae; Streptophyta; Magnoliopsida; Fabales; Fabaceae. The transcript is spliced from 5 exons. The record is from RefSeq and is a predicted model, not a curated record.